AAGUCCCUCAGACUCUCAGCUCCUGCAACACUUCAGCCUGAGGAGGUCCCAGCUCAGCCUAGACCAGCGUCAGCUCUCCUGUGAUUGAGGCCCGCUGCAGCAGCACUCUGUGGCAGCACCAUCAACAUGGUGCGUGCAGGUAUGCUGAGAGGACUCGUCCUACUCUCUCUCCUCUCCUCUGGGUUUGGAGGAGUUGUGGGCCGGGACAGUUUGAACCCAAAUGGCCUUCUACGGAUGAUCCAGCAGUUCAAUGCGUAUGAACCAGAGGACAGAAAUGAGGACCAGUUUGCUGUUGCUGUGUAUUCGGCUGAGGAUUGGCGCCCCAACUCUGACACUGAGCUCAGCGGUGAUGAUGCCCAAAAGGAUCUGCAGCCGGAUGAAGUGUACGUAGGCGACAGCGUCAUGGUUGCUAGUCCUCGACUGGACCAAAGUGCCGUGGUCUCCAGUGAUACUGGGUACAUGCUGGUGCCGCAGAACUACCUGAAGAAACUUCUGCCUGGAGGUGAAGACCUUGUUCAGGGUGGCAAGAGACGUAAGAAAAAGAAGAAGAAGAAUAAGAAGAAAAAACACAAGAAAAACAAGAAGCCGAAGAAGAAGAAGAAGAAGAAGAAGAAGAAGAAGAAGAAGAAAGGCAAGAAACAUCAUGUCCUGCCAGACCACAACCAUGACGAUGACAACAACCACAACAAUGACGAUGACAACAACCACAACCAUGACGAUGACAACAACCACAACAAUGACGAUGACAACAACCACAACAAUGACGAUGACAACAAACCUCACAAUGACGAUGACAACAACCAUCACCAUGAUGACAACAACAACCCCAAUAACAAUGAUGAUGACAACAACCACCAUCACCAUGACGAUGAUGACAAUCACCACCAUGGAGAAUCAGCGGUUGAGGUCGAUUUGAACUCUUUGGCUAAAAUCAUCCAGUUUUUUGAGUCCCAAUGAGCAUGUAAAAAUUUGGUCAUAGUAUUAUGUAUUAGUUAUAUGUCAUUCAAAAGCAACUAUGAAUAUUUACUGCAAAUUUUAAGUGUUAUCUGUCAAGACUGGCCUAAACUUUUUUUUCUAAAAUGAUUAACACUUUAACCUUUCCAACUUCAUGUACUAACAAUAUUAAUACAUUUUGAAUGCUGUUACCAGUUAACUUCAUCAUUUUGAAUAAUUUACAUAAUAAAUUAUUUAGCAACAAU
Molecule: messenger RNA, 1199 nt
Organism: Alosa sapidissima (American shad)
Lineage: Eukaryota; Metazoa; Chordata; Actinopteri; Clupeiformes; Clupeidae
Exons: 3
Coding region: 127-957 (276 amino acids)
Source: RefSeq, a predicted model, not a curated record